GGGCCCGCACUAGAGCGCGAGCGCGCGACCGGCCGGCCGUGGACGCAGAGCGCGGCCGGGCCCGAACGCCGAGCGGACGUCGCGCAGGCAGACAGGCCGCGGCUGCCGCCGAAUCCCGCCCCGCGCCCCGCCAUGCCGUCCGCGGGCCCCGCCUGAGCCGCGGCCACCGGCGCCGGGCGGGCUCGGGGGCUCGGGGAGGGGGGCUCGGGGCCGGGCCGGGGCCAUGCGCGCGCUGCCCUGACGAUGCUGCCCGCCGCGCCCGCCCGCCUGGCGCUCGCCCUGGGCCUGGGCCUGUGGCUUGGGGCGCUGGCGGGGGACACCGGGCGCGGCUGCGGGCCGUGCGCGCCCCCCUGCCUCUGCGGCCCGGCGCCCGGCUCCGCCUGCCGCGUCAACUGCUCCGGCCGCGGACUGCGGACGCUUGGACCCGCGCUGCGCAUCCCCGCCGACGCCACCGCGCUAGAUGUCUCCCACAACCUGCUCCGGGCACUGGACGUCGGGCUCCUGGCAAACCUGUCCACACUGACAGAGCUGGACAUAAGUAACAACAAGAUUUCCACUUUAGAAGAAGGAGUGUUUGCUAAUUUAUUUAAUUUAACUGAGAUAAACCUGAGCGGAAACCCCCUGGAGUGUGACUGUGGUCUGGCCUGGCUGCCCCGCUGGGUGGAGGAGCAGCGGGUUCGCGUGCUUCGGCCCGAGGCGGCCACGUGUGCCGGGCCCAGCCCCGUCGCUGGCCAGCCCCUCCUCGGCGUCCCCCUGUCAGACGGCGGCUGUGGUGAGGACUACGUCGCCUGCCUUCCUGACAACAGCUCGGGUGCUGUGGUGUUGGCGGCCUUCUCGGCUGCCCACGAGGGCCCGCUCACACCUGAGGCCUGCAGUGCCUUCUGUUUUGCCGCCGGCCAGAGCCUCGGGGCCCUCUCAGACCAGGGCUGGUGCCUGUGCGGGGCGGCCCGGCCCCCCAAUGCCUCCGCGGCCUGCCUGCCCUUCUGCUCCAGCACGCCGUCAACCCUCGCCCCUGCCUGCCGGGGCCCCACCAUCCUGCAGGACACCUUCCCUGCCUCCCCAGGAGCUGCCCUGCUGGGGCCUCGGGGACCCCUGUCUUCUGGGCAGCCAGCAGCCUUCCGCGUCACCGCCUCCCUGCCCAUCCGCUCCACACGCUGGGACUUUGGCGACGGCUCCCCCCGGGUGGACGUUGCCGGUGCGGCCGCCACUCACCGCUACAUGCUGCCGGGACGCUACCAUGUGAUGGUGGUGCUGGCCCUGGGGGCCGGCUCGGCCCAGCUGGAGGCCGAGGUGCGGGUGGAGGCAGCUCCCGCAGCCUUGGAGCUCUCAUGUCUGGUCUCGGUGCGCAGCAAUGAGACCCUCAAGCUCGGCGUCCGGAACCGUGGCGGCUCAGACCUCCAGGCCGCAUACAGCAUUGUGGCUGUGGACGAGGAGCCGGCCCGGGUGGUGCAUCCGCUCUGCCCCCCAGACACCGUGAUCUUCCCAGACAACGGGCACUGCUACCGCCUGGUGGCUGAGAAGGCCGCCUGGUUGCAGGCACAGGAACAGUGCCGGGCCUGGGCCGGGGCUGCCCUGGCCAUGGUGGACAGUCCUGCCGUCCAGCGCUUCCUGGUCUCCCAGGUCACCAGGAGCCUGGAUGUGUGGAUUGGUUUCUCUGCUGUGGAGGGGGAGGAGGCGGACCCUGCCGUGCAGGGCGAGGCCUUCAACCUGGAGAGCUGCCAGAACUGGCUGCCCGGGGAGCCACACCCGGCCACUGCUGAGCGCUGCGUGCGACUGGGGCCGGCGGGGCAGUGCAACACAGACCUAUGCUCCGCGCCCCACAGUUAUGUCUGUGAGCUGCGGCCUGGAGGGCCUGUGUGGGACGCAGAGACCUUCCUCGUGGGAGCGCCCAGUGGGGACCUGCAGGGCCCCUUGAGCCCCCUGGCACAACAGGAGGUCCUCUCAGCCCCCCAGGAGCUUGUCGAGAUGAUGGCGUUCCCCAGCCUGGGCCUGAGCAGGGAGGCCUUCCUCACAGCGGCCGAGCUGGGCACCCAGGAGCUCCGCCGACCGGUCCAGCUGCGGCUGCAGGUGCUAAGGCCCACAGCAGAAGCAGCGGCCCCUGGAAGCAGCAGGGAGCCUGAGAGCAAGUCCCCGGAGAGCCAGACUGAGUCUGUCCCUGUGUGCGCCCCAGAAGGACACUGGUGCCCCCGAGCUGGUCUCCACCUCCCACUGGAUGACCCCUGCCGCCCCCGGGCCUGUGCCAAUGGGUCCACGUCAGGGCCGGGACUCCCCGGGGCCUCCUAUGCACUCUGGAGGGAGUUCCUGUUCUCUGUGCCAGCGGGGCCUCCCUCCCAGUACUCGGUCGCCUUCCAUGGCCAGGACAGCCCCCUGCUCCCCGGAGACCUCAUCGCCUUGCAGCAUGAUGCCGGACCGGGAGCCUUUCUGCGCUGCCUCACCCGCCCUGGGCGCCCCCGGAGCAAGGCCCCGUACUUCUCCACCACCGCUGUGGCCUGGCUGUCCCACCUGCCUACGCAGCUGGAGGUGGCCCCAGCCGGCCCCGUCUGUGCCUUGCGGCUCCUGGCCACCACGGAGCGCCUCACCCUCCUGCUGGGGCUGCAGCCCAACCCAGGGCUGCAACCUGGGCGCUACGAGGUGCGGGCCACCGUGGGCAACAGCGUGUCCGUGCACAACCUGUCCUGCAGCUUCGACGUGCUGUCCCCGGUGGCGGGGCUAAGGCUGGCCUACCCCAUGCCCCACGACGGCCGCCUCUACGUGCCCACCAACAGCUCCACCCUGGUGCUUCCAGGUAGACGCUGCACCAGCGCCACUGCCACAGCCCGCUGGCCCGGGGGCAACGUCAGCGCGCCCUUCGAGGCCGCCUGCCCGGCCACAGUGGCGGCCCUGCAGCCCGGCUGUGCUCUCGAGGCCAAUAGCACCCUGUUUGCAGUGCUGGAGCUGCCCGGGCUCCGUGAGGGCGAGCACACGGUCGAGGUCGUGGUGGAAAAUGGCGCUGGCGAGGCCAGCCUCAGCCUGCGUGUGACGGCCGAGGAGCCCAUCUGCGGCCUUCGCGCCACUCCCAGCCCCGAAGCCCGUGUGCUGCAGGGCGUCCUGGUGCGGUACAGCCCACGGUGGACGCUGGCUCGGACGUCGUUCUUCCGCUGGACCAUCGACGACAAGCAGUCCUUGACCUUCCACAACGUGGUCUUCAAUGGCAUCUACCAGAGCGCCGCGGUCUUCAAGCUCUCGCUGACGGCCUCCAACCACGUGAGCAACGUCACCGUGAGCUACAACGUCACUGUGGGGCGCAUGCACCGGAUGAGGGGCCUCUGGGUGUCGGCAGUGCCGCCUGUGCGCCCCCCCAAUGCCACGCUGGGCCUUGGCCGCCCCAAGUGUCUGGUGGACUCGGCUGUGGAGGUGGCCUUCUUGUGGACCUUCGGGGACGGGGACCAGGUGAUAGGCCAGUUCAGGCCUCCAUACGAUGAGUCCGUCCAGGUCCCAGACCCCACGGUGGCCCAGGUGGCUUGGAGCACAAACGCCACGCACACCUAUGCCGUCCCAGGUGAGUACAACCUGACCCUGCUGGUGUCCAAUGCCUUCGAGAACCUGACGCAGCAAGUACCUGUGAGUGUGCGAGCCGCCUUACCGGCCCUGGCCGUGGCUGUGGGAAGCCAUGUCCCAGUGGCCGGCCAGCCUGUCACCUUCUCCCCACACCCCCUGCCCUGGCCUGGGGGCAUCCUAUACACGUGGGACUUCGGGGAUGGCUCCCCGGCUGUGACGCAGCCCCAGCCAGAGGUCAACCACACGUACGCCUUCAGGGGCGUGUACCACGUCCAUCUAGAGGUCAACAACACGGUGAGCAGCGUGGUGGCGGGCCUCAGCCUCCGCGUCUUCGAGGAGCUCCGGGGCCUGCAUGUGAGCCUAAACCCGGCGGUGGAGCAGGGCGCACCUAUGACGGUCAGUGCCACGCUGCAGUCCGGGGACAACGUCACAUGGACGUUCGACAUGGGGGACGGCGUGGUGCUCACGGGCCCCGAGUCCAGAGUGGAGCAUGUGUACCUCCACGCCCAGAACUGCACAGUGACCGUGGGCGCGUCCAGCCCUGCGGGCCACCUGGCCCUGAGCCGGCCCGUGCACGUCUUUGUCCUGGAGGUGCUGCGGAUCGAGCCCGCAGCCUGCAUCCCCGCACAGCCCCACGCCCGGUUCACGGCCCAUGUCACCGGGGACCCUGCGCACUACGUCUUCGACUGGACGUUCGGGGACGGCUCUUCCAACACAACCAUCUCAGGGGACCCGACGGUGACACACAAUUUCACGCGGAGUGGGACGUUCCCCUUGGCACUGGUCCUGUCGAGCCAGGUAAACAAGGCCCAUUACUUCAGCAGCGUGUGCGUGGAGCCCGAGGUGGGCAACGUGACCCUGUGGCCUGAGAGGCAGCUGGUGCGGCUCGGGGAGGAGGCCCGUCUGGUGGCUCGGGCUUGGCCCCCAUCCCUCUACCGCUACGCCUGGGACUUCGGCACUGAGGAUGUGGCCCGUGUCGGCGGUCCCGAGGCCACAUUCACCUACGCAGACUCCGGUUCCUACUUGGUGACGGUCGCCGUGUCCAACAACAUCUCGGCGGCCAACGACUCUGCCCUCGUGGAGGUGCAGGAGCCUGUGGAGCUCUCGGGCAUCCGGGUCAACGGGUCCGGCGUGCUGGAGCUGCUGCAGCCCUACCUUUUCUCGGCUGUGGGCCACGGCCACCCCGCCACCUACCUGUGGGACCUGGGGGACGGCGGGCGCCUUGAGGGCCCCACGGCCACUCACGCCUACAACAGCACGGGCCCCUUCACUGUCAGGGUGCACGCAUGGAACGAGGUGAGCCGUGGCGCAGCAUGCCUGAAUGUCACGGUGCAGCAGCGCGUGCGGGGCCUGGGUGUCAAUGCCAGCCGCACGGUGGUGCCCCUCAAUGCCAGCGUGAGCUUCAGCACGUCCCUGGAGGCCGGCAGCAACGUGCGCUACUCCUGGGUGCUCUGCGACCGCUGUACGCCCAUCCCUGGGGGCCCCACCAUCUCCUACACCUUUCGCUCGGUGGGCACCUUCAACAUCAUCGUCACGGCCGAGAACGAGGUGGGCUCCGCCCAGGACAGCAUCUUUAUCUAUGUCCUGCGGCACAUCGAGGGGCUGCAGGUGGCGGGGGGCGGUGGCGGCUGCUGCUUUCCCACCAACCGCACGCUGCAGCUGCAGGCCGCAGUCAGAGACGGCACCAACAUCUCCUACAGCUGGGCUGCCCAGCAGGAUGGCGGCCCAGUCCUGGCUGGCAGCGGCAAGACCUUCUCGCUCACCGUGCUCGAGGCCGGUACCUACCACAUCCAGCUGCGGGCCACCAACAUGCUGGGCAGCGCCUCGGCCAACCGCACCGUGGACUUUGUGGAGCCCGUUGGCGGCUUGGCUGCAGCCGCCUCCCCAAACCCCGCCGCGGUCAAUGUCAGUGUCACCUUCUGUGCUGAGCUGUCCGGGGGCAGUGGCGUCAUCUACACUUGGUUCCUGGAGGGAGGAAUGAGCUGGGAGACCCCGGAGCCAUCUACCACCCACGCCUUCCCCAGCCCCGGUCUGUACCUGGUCAUGGUCACGGCUGAGAACCAGCUGGGCUUGGCCAAUGCCACCCUCGAGGUGGCCGUGCAGGUGCCCGUCAGGGGCCUCAGCAUCAAGGCCGGCGAGCCAGACCGCAGCUUUGUGGCAGCCGGCUCCUCUGUGCCCUUCUGGGGACAACUGGACUCCGGAACCAACGUGAGCUGGUGCUGGACAGUUCCGGGUGGCAGCAGGCUCGGUCAGCAUGUCGUUGUGGUCUUCCGCGACGCCGGCACCUCCUCCGUUCAGCUUAAUGCUUCCAACGCGGUCAGCUGGGUCGUGGCCACCCAUGAGCUCACGGUGGAGGAGCCCGUCGUGGGCCUGGUGCUGUGGGCCAGCAGCAAGGUGGCGGAGCCCGGGCAGCGGGUGCACUUCCAGGCCGUGCUGGCUGCCGGCUCAGCCGUGCGAUUCCUUGUGCAGGUCAGCGGGGCAGGACCAGAGGUGCUGCCCGGGCCCCACUUCUCCCGCAGCUUCCCCCGGGCUGGGGACCACGUGGUGAGCGUGCAGGCAGAGAACCACGUGAGCCGGGCCCAGGCUCAGGUGCGCGUCUUGGUGCUGGAGGCCGUGGGGGGGCUGCAGGUGCCUGGCUGCUGUGAACCGGGCAUCCCCACGGGCACGGAGAGGAACUUUACUGCCCGCGUGCAGCGGGGGUCCCGCGUGGCCUACGCGUGGUACUUCUCCUUGCAAAAGGUCCAGGGGGACUCGCUGGUCAUCCUGUCGGGCCGAGAUGUCACCUACACCCCGGUGGCUGCGGGGCUGCUGGAGAUCCACGUGCGCGCCUUCAACGAGCUGGGCGGGGUGAACCUGACUCUCACCACGGAGGUCCAGGACCCCAUCCAGCAGGUGGCGCUGCGCAGUGGCCGCUGCUUUACCAACCGCUCUGCCCGGUUUGAGGCCGCCACGAGCCCCAGUGCCCGGCGCGUGGCCUAUCGCUGGGACUUUGGGGAUGGGGCCCUGGUGGAGGACACGGAGGAGCCCUGGGCCGAGCACUCCUAUCUGCGGCCCGGGGACUACCGCGUGGAGGUGAAUGCCUCCAACCUGGUGAGCUUCUUUGUGGCGCAGGCCACGGUCACCGUCCACGUGCUGGCUUGCAGGGAGCCCGAGGUGGAGGUGGCCCUGCCCCCGCAGGUGCUGAUGCGGCGCUCCCAGCGCAACUACCUGGAGGCCCACGUCAACCUGCGCGACUGUGUCACCUACCAGACUGAGUACCGCUGGCAGGUAUACCGGGCCCCCAGCUGCCAGCGGCCUGCGCGCAUGGCCCCCAUGGCCCUGCCCAGUGUAGAUGUGAGCCGGCCCCAGCUGGUGGUGCCACGGCUGGCCCUGCCUGUGGGCCACUACUGCUUCGUCUUCAUGGUGUCGUUCGGGGACACACCGCUGGCGCGGAGCAUCCAAGCCAACGUGACGGUGGUGCCCGAGCGCCUGGUGCCCAUUGUUGAGGGCGGGUCGUACCGCGUGUGGUCAGACACUCAGGACCUGGUGCUGGACGGCAGCAAAUCCUAUGAUCCCAACCUGGAAGACGGCGACCAAACACCGCUCAGCUUCCACUGGGCCUGUGUGGCCUCGACCCAGAGUGAAUCUGGUGGGUGUGCCCUGACCUUUGGGCCCCGGGGGAGCAGCGUGGUCACCGUCCCUCGGGAGCGCCUGCAGGCCGGCGUGGAGUACACCUUCAACCUGACCGUGUGGAAGGCGGGGCGGAAGGAGGAGGCUACCAACCAGACGGUGUUGAUUCGCAGGGGCCGGGUGCCCAUCGUGUCUUUGGAGUGUGUGUCCUGCAAGGCGCAGGCGGUAUACGCAGUGAGCCGCAGCUCCUACGUGUAUCUGGAGGGCCGGUGUGACAACUGCAGCGCGGGCUCCAAGCGAGGGCGCUGGGAGGCUCGCACAUUUAGCAACCAGACGCUAGUGCUGGACGAGACGACCACGUCGACCGGCAGCUCGGGCAUGCGGCUGGUGGUGCGGCGCGGCGUGCUGCGGGACGGCGAGGGCUACACGUUCACCCUCACGGUGCUGGGCCGCUCGGGUGAGGAGGAGGGGGCGCCCUCCAUCCGCCUCGCUGCCAACCGGCCCCCACGCGGGGGCUCCUGCCGCCUCUUCCCGCUGGACGCCGUGCGCGCCCUCACCACCAAGGUCAACUUCGAGUGCACAGGCUGGCAGGACGCGGAAGAUGGGAGCGCGCCCCUGGUGUAUGCCCUGCUGACUGCGGCGCUGUUGCUCUAGGGCCACUGCGAGGAGUUCUGCAUCUACAGGGGCAGCCUCCCCCACCUAGUGGUGCGGUGCUGCCGCCCGUGGGUUCGCACCCACUUCCAGGUGGGCUUGGCCGUGGUGGUGCAGGAUCAGCUGGGCGCGGCUGUGGUCGCUCUCAACGGUGAGCCUGGACGGAGAGCCGGGAGGUCUCUGGCCAUCACCCUGCCAGAGCCUCCUGGCGACUCCCAGGAGGCCCCGGCAAACCUCAUGACCUGGCUGCAUGGUCUCACGGAGAGCAUGCUGCCCCGGCUGCUGAGACAGGCUGACCCCCAGCAUGUCAUCGAGUACUCGCUGGCCCUCAUCACCGUGCUCAACCAGUCUGAGCACAGCCUGGCCGCGGCAGCAGAGCUGGACACCCGGCGGCAGCUGCAAGCCCAGAUACGCAAGAAUGUCACAGAGACCUUGGUCUCGCUGCGGGUCAACACUGUGGAUGACAUCCAGCAGAUCGCGGCAGCGCUGGCCCAGUGCACGGUGUCCAGUGGGGAGCCGGUGUGUGGCUCCUGCCUGAAGCAGACACUGCACAAGCUCGAGGGCAUGAUGCGAAUCCUGCAGGCCGAGACAGCCGCAGGCACCGGGACGCCCACGGGCAUCGCUGACAGCAUCCUCAACAUCACAGGCGACCUCAUUCACCUGGCCAGUGCGGAUGUGAGGGGCCCUCGGCCGCCGGAGCUGGGCAUGGAGCUGCCGGCGCACAUGGUGGCGUCCAGGGCCUAUCACCUGUCGUCGGCCCUCAUGUGUUAUCGUCAUGCGCUCCCGGCGUCCUCGACGAGGAGCCUCUGACGCUGGGUGGGUGAGGAGAUCACGGCCCGCGGCAAGCGCUCAGACCCACGGAGCCUCCUGUGCCAGGGCGACGCCCUCGCUCCCGGCUGCCCCUUCUCCAUCCCCACGGCCUUCAGCGGAGCCCUGUCCAAACCUCAGCGACGUGGUGCAGGCUCAUGUUCCUGGUUGACCUCCAACCCCUUCCCCUUCGGCUACAUCAGCAACUACACCGUUUCCACCAAGGUGGCCUCCAUGGCCUUCCAGACGCAGGCCGGGGCCCACAUCCCCAUUGGGCAGCUGGCCUCGGAGCGCGCCAUCACUGUGAAGGUGCCCAGCAGCUCAGACCGGGGCCGCUCAGGCGCCCCCGCGCCUGCCGGCUCCACGGUCGUCCCGCCCCGGGCCUCAGUCGGCGUCGUGGUCACACCCGAGGAAAGCAACCCGCCGCUGGGCCUGCACUUGCAGCUCACCUACACGCUGCUCAGUGGUCACUACUUGCCCGAGGAGCCUGAGCCCUACCUGGCCGUGUACUUGCACUCAGCAUCCUGGCCCAAUGAGCACAACUGCUCGCCAGCCGGAAGGAUCCGCCUGGAGCAGCUGGCAGGCGACGACCACAGGCCCUAUACCUUCUUCAUCGCCCCGGGUGAGCACACCCAGGCGGGGACUUAUCACCUGAACCUGACCAGCCACUUCCACUGGUCGCCACUGGAAGUGACUGUGGGCCUCUACACAUCCCUGUGCCAGUACUUCAGCGAGAAGGAGAUGAUGUGGAGGACGGAGGGGCUCGUGCCCUUGGAGGAGACUUCACCCAGCCAGGCUGUCUGCCUUACCCGCCACCUCACUGCCUUCGGGGCCAGCCUCUUCGUGCCCCCCAGCCGUGUCCACUUCGUCUUCCCGGAACCGGCCUCAGGCACGAACUAUGUCGUUUUGCUGACGUGUGUUCCCGUGUGCCUGGUGACUUAUGCAGUCAUGGCUGUAGUCCUGCGGAAACUGGACCAGCUGGACAUCCGCCGGGUCCGCGUCAUCCCUUUCUGUGGGAAGGGGGGCCGCUUCAAGUACGAGAUCCUGGUCAAGACUGGCUGGGGCCGAGGCUCAGGCACCACGGCACACGUGGGCAUCAUGCUGUAUGGGGCAGAGGGCCGCAGCGGCCACCGGCACCUAGAUGGGGACAGAGCCUUCCGCCGCAACAGCCUGGACGUGUUCCAGAUUGCCACCCCACACAGCCUCGGCCGUGUGUGCAAGAUUCGCGUGUGGCACGACAACAAAGGGCUCAGCCCCGCCUGGUUCCUGCAGCACGUCAUCGUCAGGGACCUGCAGACUGCGCGCAGCACCUUCUUCCUGGUCAACGAGUGGCUGUCGGUGGAGACUGAGGCCAAUGGCGGCCUCGUGGAGAAGGAGGUGCCAGCGGCAAGUGAGGCAGCCCUGCGGCGGUCCCGGCGCCUGCUGGUGGCCGAGCUGCAGCGCGGCUUCUUUGACAAGCACAUCUGGCUGUCCAUCUGGGACCGGCCACCACGCAGCCGCUUCACACGCGUCCAGCGGGCCACCUGCUGUGUCCUCCUCGUCUGCCUCUUCCUGGGUGCCAAUGCUGUGUGGUACGGGGUCGUGGGAGACGCUGCCCACAGCACCGGGCCCGUGUCCACUCGGAUCCCGUUGAGCGCUGACACAGUGGCCGUGGGUCUGGUGUCCAGUGUGGUCGUCUACCCUGUCUACUUGGUCAUCCUCUUCCUCUUCCGGAUGUCCCGGAGCAAGGUGGCCAGGGGCGAGAGUCCCACCCCCGCAGGGCAGCCGGUCCUGGACAUCGACAGCUACCUGGACCCGUCCGUGCUGGACAGCUCCUUGCUCAGCUUCCCGGGGCUGCGUGUGGAGGCCUUUGCGGGACAAAUGAAAAGUGACUUCUCGGAUGACUCUAAAAGCCUGACGUGCUGGCCAUCCAGCGAGGACACGUUGCAUUGGCCAGACUUGCUGAGUGACCCCUCCAUUGUGGGCAGCACCCUGCAGCGGCUGGCCCGGGGCCACGUUGGCCGCAUGCUGGGCUCAGAGGAGGACGGUCUGUCCCUGGUCAGCCCCUCCUCACCUGCCAAGUACUUCUCAGCCUCAGACGAGGACCUGAUUCGGCAGAUCCUCGCUGAAGGGGCCAGCAGCCUGGCCCCCACCCAGGACACUCAGGUUGAAAGGGAUCUGCUCGCUGGCCUGUCUGGCACCCCCAGGGAGAGGACAGAGCCGCUGGUGCUGCACAGGCUGGGAGAGAGGGGGCUACCCAGCCCAGGUUUGACUUGGGAGCAGCCCCAGUCGACAAAGCUCUCCCACACAGGGCUGGCGGACGGUCUGCGGAGGCGGCUGCUGCCAGCCUGGUGUGCACCCCUGGCCCACGGGCUCAGCCUGCUCUUGGUGGCUGUGGCCGUGGGGGUUGCGGGCUGGGUGGGUGCCAGCUUCACCCCCGGUGUGGGUGUGCUGUGGCUCCUGUCCAGCAGCUCUAGCUUCCUGGCCUCCUUCCUUGGCUGGGAGCCUAUCAAGGUCCUUCUGGAAGCCCUGUACUUCUCGCUGGUGGUCAAGCGGCUCCAUCCGGAUGAGGGGGACACCCUGGUGGAGUGCCCCGCGGUCACUCCCGUGAGCGAGCGUGUGCCCCGUGUGAGGCCCCCCCAUGGCUUUGCGCUCUUCCUGGCGAAAGAGGAAGCCCGGAAGGUCAAGAAGCUGCACGGGAUGCUGAGGAGCCUCCUGGUGUAUAUGCUCUUCCUGCUGGUGACUCUGCUGGCCAACCACGGGGAUGCUUCAUGCCACAGCCACGCGUACCGUUUGCAGAGUGCCAUCAAACAGGAGCUGGGCAGCCGGACCUUCCUGGCUAUCACCCGGUCUGAGGAAUUCUGGCCGUGGAUGUCACAUGUGCUGCUCCCCUAUGUCCACGGGAACCAGUCCAGCCCCGAGCUGGGGCCCCCGCGACUGCGGCAGGUGCGGCUGCACGAAGCACUCUGCCCGGACCCUCCCGGCUCGGGGGUGCCCACGUGCUUCGCAGCCUCUGGCUCCUUCAGCACAGGCGACUAUGGGGUUGGCUGGGGCAGCACUGCCCACAACGGCUCGGAGACGUGGGCCUACUCUGCGCCAGACCUGCUGGGGGUCUGGUCCUGGGGCUACUGUGCCAUGUACGACAGUGGGGGAUACGUGCAGGAGCUGGGGCUGAGCCUGGAAGAGAGCCGCGCGCAGCUGGGCUUCCUGCAGCUGCACAACUGGAUCGACAACAGGAGCCGCGCCGUGUUCGUGGAGCUCACGCGCUACAGCCCGGCCGUGGGGCUGCACGCCGCCGUCACGCUGCGCCUUGAGUUCCCUGCGGCCGGGCACGCGGUGACCGCCCUCAGCGUCCGGCCCUUCCCGCUGCAGCGCUUGAGCGCCGGCCUCUCCCUGCCGCUGCUCACCUCGGUGAGCCUGCUGCUGUUCGCGCUGUACUUCUCCGUGGCCGAGGCUCGCCUGUGGCGCCGGUUAGGACGUGCCCGCGCGGUGCAGCCCGGGGCCUGGGCGCGGUGGCUGCUGGUGGCCCUGACGGCCGCCGCAGCGCUCGUGCGCCUGGCACAGCUGGGUGCCGCUGACCGCCAGUGGACCCCGCUUUUGCGUCGCCGCCCGCGCCGCUUCACCAGCUUUGAGCAGGUGGCGCAGCUGAGCACCGCGGCUCGUGGUCUGGCCGCCUCGCUGCUCUUCCUGCUCCUGGUCAAGGCCGCGCAGCAGCUGCGCUUCGUGCCGCCGUGGUCGGUUUUUCGGCAAGACGCUGUGCCGCGCCCUGCCGAGCUCGCGGGCGCAGCCUUGGGCCUGGUGGCGCUCGCGGCGGCCUACACCCAGCUGGCCGUUCUGCUGGUCUCCUCCUGCGUGGAUUCCAUUCGCAGCGCAGCAGGGGCCCUCCUGGUGCUGUGCCCUGGUCUGGGGGCUGCCCUGUGCCCUACUGAAUCCUGGCGCCUCUCCCCGCUGCUGUGCACGGGGCUCUGGGCCCUGCGGCUGUGGGGGGCCCUGAGGCUGGGGACGGUUCUUCUGAGGUGGCGGUACCAGGCUCUGCGUGGGGAGCUCUACCGGCCGGCCUGGGAGCCACAGGACUACGAGAUGGUGGAGCUCUUCCUGCGCAGGCUGCGCCUCUGGAUGGGCUUCAGCAAGGUUAAGGAGUUCCGCCACAAAGUCCGCUUCGAGGGGAUGGAGCCGCUGCCUUCCCGCUCCUCCAGGGGCUCCAAGGCUUCCCCGGAUGCGCCACCCCACAGUGGGGGCUCUGACACCUCCCGGCCCUCCACGUCCUCCAGCCAACUAGACGCGCUGAGCGGGGGCCUGGGCCGGCUGGGGCCACGGGGCGAGCCCGAGCCCUCACGCCUCCAGGCCGUCUUCGAGGCUCUCCUUACCCAGUUCGACCGACUCAACCAGGCCACAGAGGAUGUCUACCAGCUGGAGCAGAGACUACAGCAUCUGCGGGGCCGCGGGAGCACCGGGCGCCCAAGCCUCAUCCUUUGUGCUGUGUCACCUCAGACCCGGCCGGCCCUGCCCAGCCGUCUGGCCCGGGCCAGUCGAGGCAUGGGCCUGGCCACUGGCCCCGGGAGGGCUUCCCUGUGGGCCAAGAACAAGGUCCACCCCAGCAGCACUUAACCCUGGGGCCCUGGGCUCAUACCUGUGCCCUGGCUGGGGCGGGCCUGUGGCUUCACUCCGGCUUCUGGAAGGGAGCCGGAGCAGACACCGCUCAGUAUUAACUUCUGCC
This is a messenger RNA of Mustela erminea (ermine), 13300 nucleotides long. It is a transcript of the gene PKD1, whose product is annotated as polycystin 1, transient receptor potential channel interacting. Gene Ontology annotation, molecular function: protein binding. The record is from RefSeq and is a predicted model, not a curated record. Gene Ontology annotation, cellular component: membrane. NCBI's taxonomy places the organism in Eukaryota, Metazoa, Chordata, Mammalia, Carnivora, Mustelidae. Gene Ontology annotation, biological process: kidney development.